AUGGCAUCCUGUUCAGCUGGCGUUCGCUACACGGACGACAGAUCUACAGGCUUCACCCCGGCGAUCCUGAACUUGGGACGAGGGGCUCCUUUACUGGAAAAGAAUGCCCUGGGCCUCCGGGAUGGUACCCAGCCUCUUUAUUCAAGGUACGCUGAGUACCUCCAGAGCCGACUGGACGUCGCAGCUCGAACGGCUCGGGAGAACUUCGGGGACGUCGUAAGGUUGGACCAGGCUCGCCAGUACAGCCGUGCACGACGGAAUCUUACCUACAGCGUCGGUGACCUUGUCCUUCGACGGACUCACCCGCUUAGUGAUGCGUGGCGCGGCUUUGCAGCUUCGCUCACAGAUAGGCUUCGUCGCUGCGACACCGGCGAGGAAACUGUGCCACUACACAUCUCGGAUCUGAAAGCCUUCGACACCCCGACGGAGGGGAGGCCGAUCAUCAGCCGUCUCCUCCCAGGACCUGGACCAGGAUUCCGCUUCCGGAGCAGCUUCCAGUUGCUACAGUUUGCGUCCCCGCAGGACGCGCACGUAGCUUCCACUAUCCUAGUCGCUGCCAUGCCUCCCCCAACGCCUGGACGCUCUCCAGGAGCUAGUUUGUCUACCGCCCGGCCUCCGGUUCCUAGCCGAUCUGAACCACUAACUCACCGGUCAGUGGCUACAUGGACCGUCGUAGCGGGAGAGAGACCUGUAUCGUGGGCCUCCCGCUCUCGCUGGACCUCUCAACCCCGCCUGCUUCGCACCGACCACCCGGCGAAAGUGCCUAUUGCUGACAGACCGACACCUCAAAGAUCCCCCGAUUCCGCUGACUGAGGAGGAAAGACUUCUAUGUCUUCUGUGUCAAGUCCCCGAGCUGCACCGUCGAACGCAUCGACAAGGACCACUUCACCAUGCUAAACAACAGUCCAACAGCGGGGACGUAGCCUCAGCGCUAGAGACAUUGAGGAGGCAUAGGCCCGACAUCUUAAGGCCUUCCUCCCCACCGAAUCCUGGAGACGACGUAGCCCUUGAAUUCGACGACGACGACGACCUCUAGACGAAACAUUGUAGUUGUUUUCGGUUGUGAAGCUGUGUGCGAUGUUUGCAGUGAGGGAAGUGUGGGGAGAGGUGGACGACGAAGAGGUGGAGUACUGGUAGUAAAAAGGAGGACGACGAAGGGGUUCUAGGACAGUGUGGACGUGGAAGCGGACUGUAACGGACCUUAAGAUGUAAGAUGUGAAUAGUGUGUUGCCACUCUCGGGGGCAAAGCCCAUCCAUUCGAUCCCAGUGGAAGGCGAAGCACAAAUGCAAACACAAGAUGUACCAGCAAAUGGCAGUUUAGAUACAUGUCAUUCCCUAACUCGCCAAAUUUUUCGUACUCGUGCAGCAUGUGAAAGGCCGUAAUCUCCUCUCUCUCGUUCUAGAUAGCAAAAUAAUGAAUACGUUAAAAAUAUGCGUGCUUAUUGUCAUAUAUACAGAGUAUGUGACGUAGGACUGACUGAAUUUUAUUAAAUCCGCGACUGACUUUUUUUCCGUCGUUGAAUAUAUAUGAUCUUUAUAGAUCACAACCCUGAGGGGCAUACCCCGCAAGAACCGAAACCACAGAGGCUUUUUGCGCUCUAAUAAGAAAACGUGCGAAAGCACUGUGGGGGUUUUGCGGUCAAUGUCUCGUCUCCCUGUCUCUGUGUCGCCCUUUCUCAACUGACAUCAGGUUAUUCCUGAAAUCAUGGAACAGCCCGCUUUGUCUGAACAGUGAGGAAAAUAUCGAUGCCGUUUCUCAGUGUACAUUAUAAAAUAUGCUGUAAUUGAUUUUGUUUCCGCCGUUAUCUCGUUUGAUCUGCCCAAGACCUCACAACACAGUUCGCAUUUAACAAAAGAGAGAGAGAGAGAGAGAGGGAGAUUAUGGGUUUAAUGGCACAAAGGCAACAAAGGCCAUAGAGCGCCAAAACUAGGGUAAAAAUGAAAAUGGAAAAAUGAAAUCAAAGAUAAGAAAAACAACGAGGAAGCUAGGAAGCGUGAUGUCAAUGUUGUCAAACUAAGUAAUAGGAAAAAGCGGCCGCGGAACUCGCGCAACGCUCGAAGAUCGUGCAUGUUCGCUCAUUUUUAGGGCACAGAAAAGUGCUACUGUUUCAAUCUAGUUUCAGGCCUGUGGCUUGAACACCCUUUGUUCCCUACCGAUGCGGAACUCAUCAAAUAGUCCGUCCUGAGGCCUCGCGCAAGGGCAUGAUUGCAAUACAGGUCGUGAUUUUCAAUUGGAAGCGCUGCGGAUUACACUCUCCUUAUAAACAGACUUGUGUGA
Molecule: messenger RNA, 2278 nt
Organism: Ornithodoros turicata
Lineage: Eukaryota; Metazoa; Arthropoda; Arachnida; Ixodida; Argasidae
Exons: 4
Coding region: 1-813 (270 amino acids)
Source: RefSeq, a predicted model, not a curated record